Carya illinoinensis is the source of this 796-nucleotide messenger RNA. RefSeq names its product glycine cleavage system H protein 2, mitochondrial-like. The record is from RefSeq and is a predicted model, not a curated record. Bases 125 to 592 code for a protein of 155 amino acids. The transcript is spliced from 3 exons. Gene Ontology annotation, cellular component: cytoplasm; mitochondrion; glycine cleavage complex. Lineage: Eukaryota; Viridiplantae; Streptophyta; Magnoliopsida; Fagales; Juglandaceae. Gene Ontology annotation, biological process: protein lipoylation; glycine decarboxylation via glycine cleavage system.
UUGUCCCAGAUUUCCACCUGUCAUGUUUUUUCACUCAUUUUUAGAAACCGAUAACAAAAAGUGAAACGAUCAACCAUUGUGUUUGGAAAAGGAAAGUAGGUUUUUUUUUUGGUUGAGUUCACCUAUGGCUUCAAGGUUGUUGUGGGCCUCGAGGGCCGCCUCAUACCUCAGGAUCUCAGUCUUCCACAGAGGCUUUUCUUCUGUUUUGAAGGAUCUUAAGUAUGCAGACUCUCAUGAGUGGGUGAAAGUGGAGGGGAACUCUGCUAUUGUUGGUAUCACUGAUCAUGCUCAAGAUCAUUUAGGGGAUGUUGUGUAUGUUGAAUUACCGGAAGUGGGGGCUCCUGUGGAACAGGGCAGCGGCUUUGGUGCAGUUGAAAGUGUCAAGGCUACUAGUGAUAUUAAUUCUCCUGUUUCAGGGAAAAUUCUUGAAGUUAAUGAAGAACUCAGCAGCUCCCCUGGUCUUGUUAACUCAAGCCCAUAUGAGAAAGGAUGGAUAAUUAAGGUCGAGGUGAGUGACAGUGGUGAAUUGAAGAACUUGAUGGAAGCUGAUCAGUACUCCAAGUUCUGCGAAGAAGAAGAUGCAAAACACUGAGUAACUCUGUUGGGAGUUCUUUCCUGGAUAACGAUGAUAAAUCAACGAAUCUUAUGAGUGGAGAGUGCACUUUUUUUGUUUUUCUUUUUGUUUCUACUCAAACAUGUGCUUUUACUGCUCUUCUUCUGUGUCUUUGGAGCUACAAAAUUUAAUACAUUUUCUAUCUUAAUUAAGAAAAUAAUGAAUUUGGGUUUUUGCGUUUUA